AUGAAAGGGCAGAUGAGAUUUGGCAAAAAGGGAAAAUUAACUUCUCGCUACAUUAGGCCGUUUCAGAUUCUCGAGAGAUUGGGUCCUGUUGCUUACCAUAUUGCUUUGCCACUGGGAAUGGAACAAGUACGUAAUGUUUUCCGUGUAUCCAUGCUUCAUGGGUAUCUUAGAGAUUCGUUCCAUCUGAUUGAUCACCACCAGAUUGCUUUAGAUGAGAACAUGAUGUAUGAAAAAUGGCCCGUGCAAGUCAUUGAUCGGCAAGUGAAACAGUUGAGAAACAAAACUAUCCCUAUGGUGAAAGUCAAGUGGAAAGAACAUUAUGGGAAGGAGGCCACUUAG
Molecule: messenger RNA, 339 nt
Organism: Camellia sinensis
Lineage: Eukaryota; Viridiplantae; Streptophyta; Magnoliopsida; Ericales; Theaceae
Source: RefSeq, a predicted model, not a curated record